UUAACUGGAUCUCUGUGCCGACUACUUUAAGUCUUUUAGUGUUUGGUCUUCUCCACUACUUCAUUUUAAGGCCACAUCCGAGUUUCUUCUUCUCAUCAUCUAAGAAAAAAUGGCGAGCAACAUGGAAGUUUUCUGCGAGAUCUUAAUCGCAAUCCUUCUUCCACCUCUUGGAGUUUGCCUCAAGCGUGGAUGUUGCACUUUGGAGUUCUUGAUUUGCUUGGUGCUGACAAUCUUAGGAUACAUCCCAGGGAUAAUCUAUGCACUUUACGUGAUCGUGUUUCAAAACCGUGAAGGCAAUCAUGAACUCGGAGCUCCACUCAACUCAGCUUGAUUACUCCUUUUUUGGUUCAUUUACUUGGAUCAAUAUGUUGUUGUAACUGUUUACUUAUUCUCAUGUACCCUAAUAAGUUGCUUUGUAAGUUUAUGUAUUGAGGAUAUGUGAACAUUGUGUAUUUUUGGUUAUAUAUUUAUAUAACUUGUCGUUCGCUCCUGCAAAUAAGGUUACUACUAA
Messenger RNA from Camelina sativa (false flax), 511 nucleotides. Its product is annotated as PMP3 family protein At4g30650. The record is from RefSeq and is a predicted model, not a curated record. Gene Ontology annotation, cellular component: membrane. Lineage: Eukaryota; Viridiplantae; Streptophyta; Magnoliopsida; Brassicales; Brassicaceae.